AUUGACCUACUGCCAGCAACGACGAUGCCACCCACAUCGGUGGACGCCACCGUGGCCACGCCUGCGCUGGAGCCGCCCGCCCGCCGCCGCCCCGCGCAGCUCCCCAACGCAAGCGCCGGCUACGUCGCCGCCACGGCGCGGGGGGCCAAGGCCAAGGCCGUCGCCUCCCGCUACCUCACCCCUCCUUCCAAACCGACCUCCAUCUCCAGUUCCUCCCCUGCCAAGUCGCCAGCACCGAAGACGCCCGCCUCCACCGGCGGGAGCGCCACCACGACGACACGGACGCUCGUGGUCGCGUUCCAGACGCCGACCUACUCCAUGGAAACCGGCAGGGCAAGCCCCGCCUCCGCGCCGGAACCCCCAAAGAGGUCCGCGCCGCGCGCCAAGGUGUCCGACGCGAGCCAGAACACGUACCGGUGGCCGCCACCGUCUGCGCCGUGCGGCUCCAGGAGCGUGGAGUUCUCCGCCUCGAGCAGGAAGGAGGCUCAAACGAUUGCCGCCGCGCCGUCGACGGCGCUCCGCGGGACGCCGCGGCGCGCGUCGGUGGACGGCGCCAACGAGUACCUGCUAGAGCUGUCCUCCGACACGGACAGCGCGUCGUCCGGCGGGGACGGCGGCGCGACCCGACGCAGCGCCGUCGGCUCGGCCCCGCGCCCGUCGCCGAGGGGCGCCAUGAGCGCCUCCGCGCGGUUCACGCGCGACGCCACGGGGACCCGCUCCGAACGCUUCGCGUACUACCAGUACCAGGUCAUGCCAUCGCCGUCACGCGCGCCUGCCUCGUCGACUCCAGCAUCGGCGCCAGUGAAGAAGAGGUCACUGUUCACCGGCUUGCUGUCUUCGCCGUUCAGCAGGGCGUCUCUGAAGCAGCCGUCGCCGAGCAAGCCAGUGGCCAGUGCGUUUAGGAGGAGGGGCGCGGACGACUCGUCGUCCCCGCCGGUCCGGCGCUCCACGGAGGUGCCUGCCUCCGCCGGGAACACGCAGGGCAAGGCUUGUCCUACUGGCUGUGGCGUGGACGGUGACGUGAAGCCGAAACUCCUGGCGGCGAUCAAGGCCGAGGAGGAGCACCAGCUGAGACUACUCUACACCAGGGAGUCGCAGUGGCGGCUCGUGAAUGCGCAGGCUGGAGCUGCCAUCUCGUCGCAGACCGCGGGUGCAGAGAAAAAAUUGUGUGGCGCAUGGAUUUCCAUCCUGAGGAUGCGCAAAUCCGUCGCCAUUAGAAAGAUGCAGCUCCAGCUGCUUCAAAACAGGUGCAAACUCAUGGCGAUUCUGAGAGGACACAUGAAAUACCUGGAAGAAUGGCCCUUCUUGGAGAGGGGCCAUGCCCAUUCUUUGUCAGGAACUACACAGGCUCUGACUGCCACCGUCCUGCGCCUUCCUGUCUCCGAUGGAGCAGUGGCAGAUAUUCAAGGGAUAAGAAACGCUCUUAGCUCUGCGGUUGAUGCCAUGCACACCAUAGGGAACUCCACGAGAGCCCAGCUGCCUAAGUUGGCUCGGACAGAUGUCUUUGCGUCCCAGCUCUCCAGAGUUUUCAUUCAAGAACACAGUCUGAUGAUGCAGUGCAGAGAUUUGCUGUCCACACUAGCAUCAAUGCACGUGAGGUACAACAGCCUACAAGGGCAGAGGAUACAACUGAUUAACUGAACCAAAUAACGCAUCAGUAGCUUAGCUUCAGUAGUCUCUUCAGGCAACCUUCUCCAGUAUCCAACCCAGGUGCAGCUGUUGCCAGUAAUAAUGAGAUUUUGCCAAGUGCGAUAGUUGGAGCAAACAAUGUAUUCUUCCUGUAGCCCAACUUGGCAGGAACCUAUAUACAGAAUACAUGAGUGAUGACACACAA
Zea mays is the source of this 1834-nucleotide messenger RNA. RefSeq lists its product as uncharacterized. The transcript has 6 exons. NCBI's taxonomy places the organism in Eukaryota, Viridiplantae, Streptophyta, Magnoliopsida, Poales, Poaceae. Gene Ontology annotation, cellular component: cytoplasm; nuclear microtubule. Gene Ontology annotation, biological process: spindle assembly. The coding region runs from base 25 to 1641 and encodes 538 amino acids. The record is from RefSeq and is marked validated. Gene Ontology annotation, molecular function: microtubule binding.